AUGAAGCGGGUGAAGGAGGAGGUUUCGAAAGAUGCAGAUAUGGAGGUGAAGGAAGAGAUCCACGAGGUCGUCAGCUCUCGUCGAAGAAUGCGCACGAAGGUCAAGGCUGAGAUCAAGCGUGAAGUGAAGCAGGAGGACACGAAGUCGCAAAGGGAGUCGACUGGCGUAAAGCAGGAGAAAGCGGAUGAGGAGCAGCAGAUACAAGUCAAGCAAGAGGACUUUGAGCAGCCUGGGCCGAAAAGGCGUCGAUUGAGCCAGAAGAGUCCGGACGUCUUCGUUCCAUCCUUCGAGUCGCGAAUGACAGAGUGGGCUGAGAAAUGCCUAGCAUUUCAAUCCUCUGGCAAGACGUGGCUUCCCACGAAGCCCUGCUGCCCGGCUAGCCCUUUUCUUGGCUUGGCAGCAGCUCCGUGGCAAGGAUGUGUGAGAGACAAGACAACAGCAUGCGUGCAGCUUCUCGGCAAAGAGCAGUUCAGAGAGCUGCGCGACUUCUACCACGAGAAUCCACACCAUGUCCUGUUCCAUGACAACAGUGACGCAAGAAGCGAGCGACAGACAGAGACCACUGCCGCAUCCAGGCCACAGGCCCAAAAGAGCUCAACCGGCAAUCAGCACCGAGCAGCUGAGUGCAUGAAGAUGUGGCCUUGGAUGCGGGACCUUCCCACGCGAGCUUGGGCGGGCAACGGCUGGCUGCUCGUGGAGGACGGCAUGAUGAAGCUCUCGCCGACUGGAGGGGGCUCCGCGAUGCAGGGUCUCGAGAUCUUCGAGUCCGUGGGCUCCGUCCCAGUCGUCACAAGGAGGUUUGGAGGCCUGGAGCGCCAGAGCGGCAUGCAGGGAAUUGUCUGGCGCAAAGACGUGGCAUGCUGGCGCGCUCAAUGGUGGGAAGGCAACAGCCGGAAGUCUUGCAUCUUCCCCAUUUCCAAACACAUGAAGCUGGGCCUCAGCGAGACCGAGGCCGAAGAGGCGGCGCUCGAGGAGGCCAAGGCUUUCCGCGAGGAGCUCCUGCGCCAGGGGAAGCUGAAGCCGCCGAAGCCCAUCACGGAGAAGACCUCCGGCUCCGCGGUGAGGGGCAUUUUGUACAACAAAAGCAGUGGAGAGUAUCGGGUGCAAUUCACAGACCCUUCCACCCACAAGAAAGUGCACGGAGGCUAUUUCAAGGUGAAGGAGGAGGCCGAGGCCAGGGCUCGGGAGCUGGCCAAGGAGUUGGGGGUGCAGGAGGAGGUGGUGCCGGUGAAGUCGCUCUCGGAGCUCCCCAACUUCGAGCCGCUGGGGCCGCAGCCAGGGAUCAAGUGGAACCGUGGCGAGCAGGCCUGGCAUGCGUGCUGCGCUGUUGGAGGCAAGACCCGCAACAUGAGGUUCCGCCCGAAAGACUUCUCGGCGAAGGAGGUGGAGAAGGCCUGGAAGCAGGCGGUGGCCUGGCGCAAGCAGCAAGAGAAGGAGAGAGAGCAGGCUGCACAGUCCCGGAAGCGCUGA
This is a messenger RNA of Symbiodinium necroappetens, 1470 nucleotides long. Lineage: Eukaryota; Dinophyceae; Suessiales; Symbiodiniaceae. The record is from the annotation of a GenBank genome assembly.